UAUAUUUUUGAUUUGAUUUUUAAAAGAUUUAAUUUAAAAAAUUAAAAUCAACAAUCAUCAUGUUCCCCCGACAACAAACGAAACAAACCGAUCACUUAAAUAUUAUUUUUUUUAAAUAAAGUGUUUAAAAAGCUGCGGGUACAGCUUUUAAUACGAACGUUAUAAGUGACUUAACGAAUGAAAAUUAACGCGACAAAAACAUGAAUUUUGAUAUAAAUUUAAAAAUAAUGUAAUUAUGUUGAUUUUAACACCAUCACAACAAACGGACGACCAACACACUACACCCACAUCAUUAUUAAAACAUAAUAACAAUAAUAAUAAUGAUAGAACGUUACCCCCACCACCGCGUGUUAUAUCGGCUGAAAUUAAAAAACCUAAUGGAUGUAUUAUAACGCCACCUGUAAAACAACAACAUGUACAGCGUGUUCAAGGAACAAAAAAUGGUUGUUUGGCGAAUAAAAAUAAUUGUAAGAAAAAUAUAUCAUCAUCAUUGGAUUUUAUACAACCAAAAAUUAGUGGUGAAUUAUUCGUUCAAUAUGAAGAUGAUAUAAAUAAAAAACCAAUAUGGCUACGUAGUCAUGUGAAUAUUUAUGGUGGAAUAUUAUUUAUAACAAAUUUUAUUAUAAACAAACAACGUAUCCCGUUACGUGAUUUUAAUUUACGUCCUGUCACCUCUACAUCUCAAGAUGAUUCAACAACAACGUCCAAUCGAUAUAUAUUUGCAUUAUUUAGUCGUCAUAAUGAUCAACGACCUGAAGUUACAUUUAAGACCAGAACCGAACAUGAAUACAAUAUAUGGAUCAAAAUCAUUUCAAUAGAAUUGUUAAAACAAACAUCGAUCUAUAAUAUUAAAUAUUUAGAUCUGAUGGGUCUAACAUUUAAUAUCAACAAUCACACUGUUGCUACAACAAAUAAUAAUUGUAUAAACAACAACAAUGAACAAGAACAACGGACAAGGCGUCGGUCUUCAUCCUCAUCAUCGGAUCAUAGCACGACUAGCAGUCAUACUGAUUGUAGUAGUCGAUGUAGUUCAUUAAGUAGUCAUCAUUCUAGUAGUAAUAAUUCUUUAACCUCUAGAAUAACAAGUAAUUAUAGUUGUAGUAGAUGUAAUUCUUUAAAUCGUUAUAAUUCUAAUAGUAGUUAUUCCAUUAACGAUAAAAAAUGUAGUAGUUGUAGAAAUAAUUCAAAUAGUAAUAUAACGAAAGUUAGUAAUACAAGAAUAACACCUACAACAGUUAGUAGAUAUAAUUCCAAUAGUAAUAAUUCCACAAAACCUACAGCAAAUGAAAAACGUCGAUGUUUUAGUGAACUUAAUCUAAAUUUAUUCGAAGAAAAUAAUACCAAAGAUAAUUUUAAUUUUAAUAAUAAUCGAAUUUUAGCUUCUACAUUAUCCUCAUCAUCUUCAUCUUCGUCGGAAGAAGAAGAUAAUCUUGAUAACACUAAAACAUCAUCAUGUAUAGAUUGUUCAAAUAAUUAUUUAUCGUACUCCGAUUAUAAAAAACUUCUAGCUAAAGAGAGAAUCCAACGUGUUUUACAACCAAAAAUUGAAAAAACACAAGAAACGAAUAAUAAUAAUAAUAACACCGUAAUAGUACCAAUACGCUCAUAUACUCGCGUAUAUAACAUUCGGGAAGGUGUACAAUUAAAAUCAUACGAUUUGCAACUGAAAUCACCCCCUGAACCGAUUAAAUCACAUGUUAAAAACAGUGGUGAAUCAAAAAAGAUCGAUAUGUUACGUAAAAAUACAAAUCAACUAAUAAAUAAUAACAUAACCUCACAAUCAAACGUCAUUGAAGAAACAGUUGAACAAUUAUUAAAGAAGUGUCAAAAUUCAGAUAAUUAUGUUCCUGUUAAAGAUAAAUUAGUCUUGUUUGAAUCUUUAUGUAAAUUAGGUCGUAAAUCUUUAAUAAAUAAUCAAAAUUUAAUUAUUGGUGCAAAUAACAAUUACAAUAAUACGUUAUCCAUUGAGAAACGUCGUACUCAAUCGAUGUACGAUUUAAAUAAUAAUCAUAUUAAUGGGGCGGGGGGUGUUCGCCAAAUAUGUAAAUAUUUUGAAACACAAUCAACAACAAAUAAUACAAAUAAAUUCAAUACAAUUGCAAAAGGUUAUCGUAAAGUAAUCAGUGUUGACACUCCACCACUAACGCCAUCUGUUGAUUCGAAACACUCAUUAAAUAAUAAUGAUAAUGGAUUAUCACAGUAUUCUGGUUCACGUAAAACAAAAAUGAAUAAUUUACGAAAGAGUUCACAAUUUAUUAAAAGUAAUACGUCGUACUCGUUAUAUAAUCAAAGUUUUGAUGAUUUUAAUAAAAAUACGAAAAAUUAUUUCGGUUUUAAACAAUUUCGAGAAGGUAAUAAAAUUAUAUCGUAUGUUUGAAAUCAUCGAUUUUGUGGCGUUUUGUAACACCCAUUCCAUUGUUAUUUAUUUUUAGAUUGUUAAGUUGCCUCUGUUGAUCACGAAAUUAAAUUUUCGUAAUUUGAUUUCUUGUCAAAAAAAUUUUUAGAAUCAUUAAAUCACAAAAAUUGAGGCAAACCUCUUUGAAGCACUCAAGCUUCUCUCUCUCUCUCUCUCUCUCUCUCUCUCUCUCUUCAAAAUUGCAAGGUCAUAGAAUAUAGCACAGCAGUCUAAGUUUAAUAUUAACGGUUUUUUGUUUUUCACGAAUGCGUUUUCUCUUUAUCGGAUAGCUCUACAGUAUUCCCGGUUGAAGUUGAUUGGUUAAAAAACAUUCUUGUGGGAAUAUCCACCCAAUUUUAUUUUUGUUUCUUUGCAAGAUUUUUGGAACUUAAUCCAUCAUAUAGAUAAUCAGCUUGUUUUUAACCCUCGGCGUCAAAGAAGUGGGAAUUGUAUUAAUGAACAAUUUAUCUCUUUUUGCCUACGACUUUAGUAUUCCCCUAUUCGAAAUCUAUAAUUGAAUCGAAUUAUUUGAAAUUCCAUGACAAGAAAAAUUACGAUUAUGUUCUCCUAGUUAGAAAUCAUAAACCCAUACAAUUAUUUGAAGUAAAAUUUUUACCCUUCAACAAGAAGCUAAAAAUAAUUAUGUUGACUAAUUAUGAAUUAAUAUUAAUUAAUUCACAAUUCACAUACAAAGCGAUGAGCGAUCAGCGAGAUACGAUUAGCAACUGAACUGUAUGAAACUAUGAUUAACAAUUUAAAAAUGAGGUUUUGAGUCUCAUUUAUCACAAUUUCGUAAACUUCAGUGGACUGUUUUGAUGUUAAUCGCAGAUUUAUCUCCAAAGGAAUAUCUGUCGGGGGUUUAUAAAAAUUUGUAAUUUUUAAUAAACAAUAAUAUGUCCCAUCAACGAUAUUAUACUAACUACGCUUAAAAAUUAAGUACCUUAAUUUUAAUUACAAUUAUUUGUUCUAGUAUUCUGAUUUUAAGUUCAUAUAAAUUGUAAUAUUCUGAAUUACUUAAUUAAU
Chrysoperla carnea is the source of this 3418-nucleotide messenger RNA. RefSeq names its product probable serine/threonine-protein kinase clkA. Bases 236 to 2377 code for a protein of 713 amino acids. Lineage: Eukaryota; Metazoa; Arthropoda; Insecta; Neuroptera; Chrysopidae. The transcript has 4 exons. The record is from RefSeq and is a predicted model, not a curated record.